AUGGCGUCGUUAUCGAUCGAUGAUAGGCAGUUUAAAUUCUAUAAAGACUAUGCGAUUCCCCACACAGUGUCUUUGAUCGAGAAGAAGAUCAGACAAAUAUCGUUCAGCAUUCGCUCGAAGGACUCGUGGUAUACCAAAUAUAAAGACCCUGAGAUCUCUGCGAAGUGGAAAGACGAGAUUCGGAGAGAUCUGGCUGCCCAGAACUCCACCAAUAUCGAAGAUAUAAUCAAGUACGUGUUUGACGAACUGGAGUAUUUUCACUCUGUAGAGUCUGCAGUCAAGUUCAGGUACCGUCUCGGAUAUAAUGAUCACGUUGUUACUGGCGACAACGUCAUUUCUGACGAAUUGAAACGGUCGUUUGUGAAAAAUGCCAAGUUUUUAGAAGAUAAUGAAGAGACAGACUAUCACCCUUCGUCCAAUGAACAGGUAAUUGACUUGGUCCACCCGUCGUUGUUUCCAGUGAUUUUUGGAAGAACAGCUACAGAAUCGGCUAUUAUCGAAAAGAAAGAAGUAGAGAAGAAGAAGGAGCAUUCAUGGCGUGAUUACUCAAUUCUCGAUUCUAGUUAUCAAUGGCUGCCAUGCGUAUUCAAGGUGGAUAGCAAAGGAAGUAGUUAUAAGAUUGACUCGUAUAUCAACAGUCUUCAUCCUGUUAAAUACAAUGCAUUGUAUGGAGAUAUUGAGAAUAUCUUCAAUUCUUUGGUUGACGGAUUACAGCUAACAUUGGGUCGGUCUCUUGGCAAAGACGGAGAGAGCGCUAUUAAAAUGCCAUAUGCUGAUCGAGAAGUGGUGUACGAUGAAGUGAUGACAAAAGAUUGGAAAGAUAUGGAUCUUAGAAGUGAUUCAUGGGAAGUUGCUAUGGAUGCAUUUGAGAAGAAAUAUGAAUACGACCAUCAAAAGCGUCUGCGACCACUCGAACCGUUUGAAUAUCCAGGACCCCCAGAAAGAGUAGAGCUGGAUUUGAAAAGCCAGUUCCCAGAACUCAAGGUAAUAGUGAAAAUGGCUAAUAUUGAAUUGACUCCCGAGCGUCCAGAAUACCCAGGAGGCACAUGGCAUGUUGAAGGGUGUGAUGUUGAGAGGAUUAUUGCCAGUGUUAUUUACUAUUAUGAGUCUGAUAAUAUUGGAGAGUCACGACUGAACUUCUCUGCUCCGAUGGUCGAGUUGGAAGCUUAUGGUCAAGAUGAGGAAUGGGCUGUACAUGAUCUAUAUGGAUUGGAACGAGAAGAUUCUUUAAUGACCGACCAGGGAUAUAUUGUGAGCCAACAAGAUAGAGUGGUUAUAUUUCCAAAUUUCCUCCAUCACCAAGUUCAACCAUUUUCACUCAAAGAUGCUAGUAAGCCAGGGUCUAGAAAGAUUCUUUGUUAUUUUAUCUGCGACCCCACAGGCAAGCACGAGCCAAUCUGGUCUUCUAAAGAUGUGCCACCUCAACAGAAGACAUGGUGGGAUGACCAGGAUCUUGUUAGCAAAGAAGUCCGAGAAAAAGUAACUGCUUUAACCAAGGGAGCGAACCAAGAUUUCGAUGUGCCGAUUACUCUCGAAGAAGCAAAGACAAUUAGAGAGUCUUUGAUGGCGGAACGGGGAACAAAUAACAAGAAUUACUUGCAAUACAAUUAUACAUUUUCACUGUGUGAACACUAG
Sugiyamaella lignohabitans is the source of this 1635-nucleotide messenger RNA. RefSeq lists its product as uncharacterized. The record is from RefSeq and is a predicted model, not a curated record. Bases 1 to 1635 code for a protein of 544 amino acids. The transcript has a single exon. Lineage: Eukaryota; Fungi; Ascomycota; Dipodascomycetes; Dipodascales; Trichomonascaceae.